AUGGGUCGUCUCAACGUCCUGAUGAGAAGCCUACUCUUCUUAGUCACUCUUUUCGCAUGCCUUGCAACAACUGUCUCGGGUCAUCAGCACUCGCACCACAACCACGCUCACCUGCAUGCUCGCGCCGACAACAAGAACUCCAGUGCCGCGAACAUUGUAGAGGAAGCACUCGCUGCUCUGAAGCUUCUCAACAAAGCUAGAGUCGAGAAUCCACACUUCAACAAGUAUGAGUUUCAUUCUGGCUCCAAGACACCGAGUCUUGCCCCGGCCUUGGAUGCGCCUGCCGUGAUCAGCAAUGAUACUACGUUGAGAAGGCGUCAAAGCCAGAACAACAGCAGUGCCGAGAUCUUCGCUCCAAAUUUCUCUAUCUCCUCUGAGCUAGCUGAGGCCGCGAAAGUUCUGGCAGAGUCUACGCCUCAGGUUCCCAAGGGAAACCACAGCGAGGUGGCUAAAGUCAUAAGAGAGAAGUAUGCACACAAGACAAAUGACACCAAUACUCCAGAGUCGCUCAAAACUCCCGAGGGGCGGCUUUCUGUGUACGGAGAUGACAAACUGAAUAAGCGUGCCGAGGAGUGGUGGAUGGUCAGCAUGGGCUCAUCCGGAGCCAGUCCCUUCGCUCCUAGCGGUUACAAAGUUUGGAGAAACGUGAAAGAUUAUGGCGCAAAAGGCGAUGGUGUGACAGAUGAUACAGAUGCUAUCAACAAAGCCGUGAGCGACGGCGUCAGAUGCGGUCCUGACUGUGGCUCGAGCACGAUCUAUCCUGCUGUCGUUUACUUCCCCCCAGGAACGUAUCUGGUCAGCAGUCCGAUCGUUCAAUACUUCAACACAGAGUUCCUCGGCAAUCCUCUCGAUGUACCAACUCUGUUGGCUGCGUCAAGCUUCGUGGGCCAAGGUGUCAUCAAGAGUGAUGUCUAUAUCAGUGAUGACGAGGAGUGGUACCUGAACACUGCCAACUUUCUCCGAAGUAUCAAGAACUUCAAGAUCGACAUCAGACCCGCAUCUUCAUGGACUUACAUGUGUGGAAUCCACUGGCAAGUCGCACAAGCAACAUCUCUGGAGAACAUCGAGUUCUACAUGCAAUUUGAGUCGGAUGUUCCCGGCAACAACCAACAGGGCGUUUACAUGGAGAAUGGAUCGGGUGGCUUCCUAGCUGAUCUCACCUUUGUUGGAGGUGCCUUUGGAGCAUACUUCGGAAACCAGCAGUUCACGACUUCUCACCUCGUGUUCGUCAAUUCUGUUGUUGGUGUCCAGGUCCACUGGGACUGGGCCUGGACUAUGCAGGACUUCAUCUUUGAAAGCUGCGGGACCGCGCUUCUCGUCGUCGGCGGUGCUGGAGGUCCAAAGUCGACUGGACAAGGCGUGGGAUCACUCAUAUUGGUGGACUCCAUCAUCGCAAACACCCCCAAGGGCAUCGUCACAACGCUCUAUGCCGAGAAUUCGACCUCAUUCCUGCUGCAGAAUGUCGGAUUCUUCAACACAAUCACGGCAAUUACUGACAACGAGACUGGCAACAUCCUCCUGAACGGCGGCAAUUCUGUCGUUGUCGAUAGCUGGGGUUUCGGUCGUAUUACAAACGCUACCACGGGUGCUGGGCAAACAUCCUUUGUCAAUGGCGAGCACAUCGCUGUCAUGGAGCGGAACGAGGGCUUGUUGGGUGACGCCUAUGACAACCUGAAACCGAAUCUUUUCACGAGAAGACGACCAAAGUACCAAGAUGUUCUUUCUAGCAAGGUCAUGAACGUCAAGACACUUGGUGCCAAGGGCGAUGGCAAGACCGACGACACGAGCGUGCUGAAUUCCAUCCUUCAGGGUGCCGCGAAUACCUCUUCCGUUGUAUUCUUCCCCUACGGUGUCUACCUUGUGACGGACACUCUUCGCGUACCCGUCGGCUCCCGUAUCAUCGGCCAGGUCUGGCCACAGAUCAUGGGCACAGGAGACAAGUUCUCCGACGAGACCCAGCCAAGAGCCGUGGUUGAGGUUGGUAAAGCUGGAGAUGUUGGCAUUGUAGAAAUCACAAGUAUGAUGGUUACCGUCAAGGGGCCCACUGCAGGUGCCGUUACCAUCGAAUGGAACGUUGCUGAAUCGAGCACCGGAUCUGCUGGCAUGUGGGACUCUGGAAUCGUCAACUCAAGGUGCAAGGCUGCUUCUCUUCUGAUGCACUUGAAGCCCAAAUCAACGGCAUAUCUCGAGAACGUCUGGCUCUGGACUGCAGAUCAUGACCUUGACAAGAUCACUCUCGAUCAAAUCGACAUUUAUGCCGGCCGUGGUCUCCUCGUCGAAAGCGAAAAGGCUUGGCUCUGGGGAACCUCAGUAGAGCAUAAUGUCUUGUACCAGUAUCAGUUCUCCAACGCGAAGAACGUGGUCAUGGGAAUGAUCCAGACGGAGUCCCCUUACUUUCAACCCGUCCCUAAAGCACCAACACCAUUCACGACUGGCAUGUUUCCCAACGACCCGACAUUCAGUGGCUGUGUGGCUUCCUCCUCCGCAACAUGUGCCGUCUCUUGGGCAGUCCGAAUCAUCGACUCUUCUUCCAUCUACAUGCUCGGUGCCGGACUCUACAGCUGGUUCAUCGAUUACAGUCAGGACUGUUUAGACACAGAGAACUGUCAGGAGCGCGCUAUGGAAGUGCAGCAAAGCAAGGACAUCUGGAUCUACAACCUCUGCACCAAAGCUAUAGUUGAGAUGGUGUCGCCUUUGGGUAGUGUUCCAACAUAUGCCAAAGACAACGUGAAUGGAUUCCUGGCCUCCGUCUUAGCAUGGCUUCAGGGUUCCACUGACGUAGCAGGCGAGCGCGAGUUUGAAGGUUAUCGUGUAUGGACGAACGGAAUGCUGGAACAGCUCUACGGCCUCGUCUUGCCAGAGACCUGCAGCAGUGCUUUGACCGAGAUCAUUGCAUGUGAUAACCGCACUGAAGAUUAUCAAGGGCCUGGUAUUCGCAGCUGGCUCGGGAAUGUCAACGAUACCGACAGCGUGUGCGCUGAGUCUUGCGGAAAGAGCCUGAAGACUUGGUUUGACAGUGUUUCCAUCGCCUGCGCGGGAUACGAAGUCAAUGAUGCGCUCCCAACUCUUCUCGGAGGCCGCAUUUGGGAUGGGUGGAACCAGACUUGUUUAAAGGAUACCGACAGUGGCAAGUAUUGCGGUGAGAUUACAGACGGCUUCACCACGGUCUCUACCAUCGAAGAGAUGCCCAAGAACGAGCUUUGCUCAUUCUGCUGGGUGGAGCACUAUGCCAUCCCUCAACGUUCACGGUACUCCAAGUACGACUCCUUUAUCCAGUCUCAAUAUGAGUACACGGUUACCGAGUGCGGUACAGCCGGUGUCAACACGACUAUACCCGAGACACCACUCAUCAUCGAAGACCCGGCAACUUACUGUCAGACUGACAAAUGGUACACUACGGCUGAAGGGGACACAUGCGACACAAUAGCCCAGUCGAACAGCGUUUCUUCAGCAACACUUUACUUCGAGAACCCAGACACGAUCUUCGAUUGUUUCAAUAUCGAGGCCGGCUCCAAGCUGUGCAUCCCGCCGUCCUGCGCUCUCACAUGGGUCAUCCAGCCCGACGAUACCUGCGCCUCAAUCGAGUACAACCUGACCAUGACAGCCGUCACGCCGGUACUCGGCAACACCCAGAAGUACAAUCGGUGGGUGGACAAGAACUGCGAAAACCUACACAUUGCCAGCGCCGCCACCUUUGGCCACGUUCUUUGCAUGUCCCCUCCAGACGGAGCCUACGCUGGCAAUGACACCGUCAAUGGAGACACUACCACGCCUACCAAUGCGCCGGGUUACAGUGAAGAGAUCAUCGAUCCGCCUGCGGGAGCAACAGUCGCGGAUGGUACGACUGUGUAUUGUGGGUCGUGGCAUGUCGCAGCCGUCAAUGAUACCUGUAGCACCAUAGCCUUCAGCAGUGGCACGACGAUUACUCUUUUCUUGGAGGUCAACCCUUCUCUUGGAACUGAGGUUGCGGGUUGCACCGAGAAGUUGGUACAAGGAAAUGCGUACUGUGGACUGCCUUUCGUUGUUUGGGAUGAACUGGAUGUAAAGCUGGACGAUGCGGGAUCCCUCAGUCGUAUUCGUAUUCUGAACCCCUGGAAACUUAAUAGCGGCAGUCGAAGCCGACGCCCAAUUCAUCUCCAUGUCCGUUCGAAUACCUACUUAGACAAGCGAAAGCUUGCAUCAUCGAGGAUGGGGUUGAACGUGGUGUUGCUGGCCCAGGCACUAGGCGCGCUUGCAGCGUUCUACGUCGCCAAGUUUGUUGUCCGACUGGUUCAAGUCAGGUCGAGAGUGCGGGCUGUCUCAAAAGACCAUGGAGUGGAAGUCCUUCCUCACUCGUUCAUCUUCGGCCAUCUUUUGCUAGUUGGCAAACUGAUGGCAAAACAACCUCCAGGACUCAAUGGCCAAGUGCUCCCGCUACUACUACUGAGAAAGUACCCGAACCUUUGCAAAAAAGGGCUAGUUUAUGUAGAUACAUGGCCCAUCAGCCCGCCCAUGAUUGCCGUCUUUCACCCAAAGAUUGCAGAUCAAUUCACGCAGGACCGCUCGCUACCGAAGCACGCCAUGAUGAAAGAGGAGUUCCAUCCACUGACGGGAUGCGAUGAUCUCGUCAAUAUGGAAGGCCAGACAUGGAAGACGUGGCGAGCCGUAUUCAACCCAGGGUUCUCAGCUCGGAACAUCCUCUCAUUAGUCCCUGCAAUGGUUGAAGAAGCAUUAGUUCUCAAGAAGUCUUUCGAGACUCUCGCUGACUCGGGAGCCACUGUUGCUCUGGAAGACGGUGUUAUGAAGGCCACAGUAGACGUCAUCGGUAGAGCGGUUCUGGGGACUCGCCUAAACGCACAAACAACAGACUCGCCCGUUUUCACAGCUCUGCAGAAGCAGAUUGGCUUGCUGAUCCCAGACAAUGGUCCGCCCAAUCUUCUCAAGUCUAUCAAUCCCUUGAGGCCGCUUCAGAUGCUUUACUACAACUAUGUCAUGAAGCGCGAGAUCGUGCCCCACAUCGAGCGUCAGCUCAAAGAGAACAUAUCAGAAAGAAGCAACAGCAACGGCCCCAAGACCGUCAAUAGUCUGGCAAUAAGUUCCUACAUCAAAGAGAUGUCUGCGGCUGGCUCCAAAGCCGAAGCGAAGCUCGACUCUCAAUUCAUUGACGUUGCCGUUUCUCAGCUCAAGAUCUUUCUGCUUGCGGGUCAUGAUACCACGGCGAGCGCUUUAUGCUUCGCCUGGUAUCUCAUGAGCAAGUAUCCCGCUAUCCUCGAGAAAGUUCGAUCCGAGCAUGACGAGGUUUUUGGGACCGAUGCAAGCGCCACAGCAUCUCGGAUUGUCGAGAACCCCGCGUUGCUGAACCAUCUUCCCUACACCAACGCUGUACUGAAAGAAACGCUCCGCCUCUACCCACCAGUCGGGACGGUACGACAGGGAGCUCCCGAUGUGUUCAUCACCGAACCAGAAACAGGCGAGCGAUUCCCGACCGACGGGUUCAUGAUGUUCGUCGCAUCGCAGGCGAUGCACAGAUGGGACGCGCUUUGGCCAGAACCCGACAAAGUCAUUCCUGAGAGGUGGCUGGUCAAAGAGGGUGACCCUCUUCACCCAGUGAAGAGUGCAUUCCGACCGUUUGAACUAGGUCCCAGAAAUUGUAUUGGCCAGGAGCUAGCUUUCGUUGAAAUGCGACUUAUCUUGGCAUUGACUGUGAGGGAGCUUGAAGUUGUGCCGCAAUUUGCCGAGCACGCGCCAGAGGUUUUCGGGGAGAAGGGUUUUCAGUGGAUGACGGGAACACAGAUCACUGCUCAUCCCAAGGAAGGAAUGCCAGUCAAGAUCAUUAGAAGGUAA
This is a messenger RNA of Colletotrichum scovillei, 5823 nucleotides long. RefSeq lists its product as uncharacterized. The coding region runs from base 1 to 5823 and encodes 1940 amino acids. The transcript has 13 exons. The record is from RefSeq and is a predicted model, not a curated record. Gene Ontology annotation, molecular function: heme binding; monooxygenase activity; oxidoreductase activity, acting on paired donors, with incorporation or reduction of molecular oxygen. NCBI's taxonomy places the organism in Eukaryota, Fungi, Ascomycota, Sordariomycetes, Glomerellales, Glomerellaceae.